Molecule: messenger RNA, 2695 nt
Organism: Lytechinus variegatus (green sea urchin)
Lineage: Eukaryota; Metazoa; Echinodermata; Echinoidea; Temnopleuroida; Toxopneustidae
Product: probable ATP-dependent RNA helicase DDX23
Exons: 14
Coding region: 145-2457 (770 amino acids)
Biological process (GO): mRNA splicing, via spliceosome
Cellular component (GO): catalytic step 2 spliceosome
Molecular function (GO): RNA helicase activity; RNA binding; ATP binding
Source: RefSeq, a predicted model, not a curated record
AUUUUUUCCAGUCGCUAUUUUCACUCUUAUUGGUCGAACGCGCGCUAAAUGGUCGACGGUUUCAACGAGCGCAAAAGAGGGUUUACCGUACCGUAGGCCUAGCUGUAUACAGAAACAAAGAUCCAGACUACAAUAUUCAAUACAAUGGCUAGUAAGGAUAGAGAUAGGCACAGGGAUUAUAGCAGGGACCGUGACCGUGAGAGAACCCGUGACUUGCAUUCUGAUCGUCACAAAGAUAGAGGCAAAGACCGUGACAGGGAUCGAGGCAGGGAAAAAGAUCGUGAUCGAGAUAGACAUCGAGACAGGGAUAGGGAGAGAGACAAAGACCGAAAGAAGGAUAGAGAUAGAUCAAGACGAUCAUCGAAGUCACCAAUGAGAAAGUCUAAGAGUAUUCAGAAAGAAGAGGAAGAAGAGGAAGUGAAGCCUGAGAAGAAACAACCAAUCUCUCUUGAGGAGAUGAUUGCCAAGAAGAAUGCAGAGCAAGAGGCAUUAUCAAAGCCCAAAUUUUUGACAAAGGAGGAGAGAGCAAAGUUAGCUGUGGAGAGAAGACAAGCUGAAGUAGAAGCUCAAAGGAAAGCUUUGGAAGAGACUCGUAAUAAACAGCUGGAAUUUGAGAAAAUGGCACAGCAGGCCUCAGAGGAUCCUAGAGAGAAGGAGAGAAGAGAACGAAGAGAGAGGAGGAUGAGGGAAGAUGCUGGGGAUGAAGAAAAACUAUCAAGAGAUGAAAUCAAAGAGAAACAAGCAAUAAAGGACCGUUAUUUGGGAGUUGUAAAGAAGAAGAGGAGAGUUCGUCGUCUCAAUGAUCGGAAAUUUGUUUUUGAUUGGGAUGCAGGAGAAGAUACAUCAGCUGAUUUUAACCCUUUGUACAGAGAACAUCAUGAGAUCCAACUUUUUGGACGUGGGAGCGUUGCAGGAAUAGAUAUUAAAGCACAGAAGAAACAAUCCAAGUUCUAUCAAGAGAUCUUAGAACAACGAAGGACAGAACAGGAGAAAGACCAAGAAAAGAGCCGAUUAAAGAAGCAGAAGAAAAGAGAAGACAAACAAACAUGGGAUGAGAGACAUUGGAAACAGAAGAAACUAACUGAGAUGAAAGACAGAGAUUGGAGAAUCUUUAGAGAAGACUUCAACAUCUCAACUAAAGGAGGUCACAUACCAUCACCAAUCCGAUUUUGGGAUGAGUAUGGACUCCCUAAACAUAUUCUUGAUAUUAUCAAUGAUGUUGGUUAUAAGGACCCAACUCCUAUUCAAAGACAAGCCAUUCCAAUUGGUCUCCAGAAUCGUGAUGUUAUAGGUGUUGCUGAGACUGGUUCUGGGAAGACUGCUGCUUUUCUUAUUCCUCUUCUGGUAUGGAUCACUACCUUGCCAAAGAUUGAAAGAGAUGAUGAUGCUGAUCAAGGACCCUAUGCCAUCAUCCUAGCCCCAACACGUGAACUUGCACAACAAAUAGAAGAAGAAACUAUUAAAUUUGGUAAACCUCUCGGCAUCAGGACCGUUUCCAUCAUCGGCGGUAUCUCACGUGAAGAUCAAGGAUUCAAGCUCCGCCUUGGAUGUGAAAUCGUCAUAGCAACACCAGGACGUCUCAUUGAUGUUCUUGAGAAUAGAUACCUUGUUCUUGGUCAGUGUACCUACGUUGUUCUUGAUGAGGCUGAUCGAAUGAUUGAUAUGGGUUUUGAACCUGAUGUUCAGAAGAUUCUUGAAUACUUACCAGUGACCAAUCAGAAACCAGAUACAGAAGAGGCAGAAGAUGCUACCAAACUUCUUGCAAACUUUGCCUCAAAGAAGAAAUACAGACAGACUGUGAUGUUCACGGCCACCAUGCCUACGGCUGUAGAGCGUGUAGCACGAUCUUACUUGCGCCGACCUGCAGUGGUAUACAUUGGUUCAGUUGGCAAACCUGUUGAGAGUGUACAACAAAUAGUUUACAUGACAACCAAUCAAGAGAAGAGACAUAAACUAAUACAGCUUCUUGAGAAGGGUAUAGAUCCUCCUGUACUUAUCUUUGUCAAUCAGAAGAAGGGUGUUGAUGUCCUUGCAAAGAGCUUAGAAAAGAUGGGCUUCAAUGCAACUACUCUUCAUGGAGGUAAGAGUCAAGAGCAGCGUGAGUAUGCCCUGGCAUCCCUGAAAGCAGGAUUGAAGGAUAUCUUAGUAGCAACGGAUGUAGCUGGUCGUGGUAUUGACAUCAGGAAUGUUUCUCUCGUCAUUAACUUUGAUAUGGCCAAGAAUAUUGAAGACUACACCCAUCGUAUAGGGAGAACAGGAAGAGCUGGUAAGACUGGUACUGCUGUUACCUUCCUAACCCAAGAUGACAGCUCUGUAUUCUAUGACCUUAAGAAUGUCUUGAUGUCUAGUAACAAUUCAUCUUGUCCACCUGAGUUAGCAAGCCAUCCUGAGGCUCAGAACAAACCUGGUACAAUCAUGCAGAGGAAACGAAAAGAUGAAAAGAUAUUUGUCUCCUAAUGAGUGGAAAGGUCAGCAGACUAUUUAUUCUUUGGAGAUGAUUGACAGAUGAAUCACCACAUGACUCUUUACUUUGAUCCUGCCUUACAUUGUGUGAUUGAGUUAGACAGACUCUUAAUCAAAAUUGCAAUAAGAUUGUAACUGGAAUACACGUAGCUGACUAAUACCCCUUUCAUAUUGCGCUUUUCACCGGCGAAGUUCGCCAGCAAAGGGGAAAGUGUCAAGUAUGAAAGGUACA